Elephantulus edwardii (Cape elephant shrew) is the source of this 1108-nucleotide messenger RNA. It is a transcript of the gene RIC3, whose product is annotated as RIC3 acetylcholine receptor chaperone. The record is from RefSeq and is a predicted model, not a curated record. Gene Ontology annotation, biological process: synaptic transmission, cholinergic; protein localization to cell surface. The coding region runs from base 8 to 1108 and encodes 366 amino acids. The transcript is spliced from 6 exons. Gene Ontology annotation, cellular component: intracellular membrane-bounded organelle; neuron projection; neuronal cell body. Lineage: Eukaryota; Metazoa; Chordata; Mammalia; Macroscelidea; Macroscelididae.
AGCAGAGAUGGCGUACUCUACGGUGCAGAGGGUGGCCCUGGCCUCGGGUCUCGUCCUGGCCGUGUCGCUGCUGCUGCCCAAGGCUUUCUUAUCCCGCGGACAGCGGCAGGAGCCGCCGCCGGCGCCCGAAGGAAAACUGGGUCGAUUGCCACCCAUGAUGCAUCAUCACCAUACACCUUCUGAUGGCCAAACCACUGGUGCCCGAUUCCAGAGGUCUCAUCUGGCAGAGGCGUUUGCAAAGGCCAAAGGACCAGGUGGAGGUACUGGAGGAGGAGGUAGUGGAAGAGGCCUGAUGGGACAGAUUAUUCCAAUCUAUGGUUUUGGGAUUUUCUUAUAUAUACUUUACAUUUUAUUUAAGCUCUCAAAAGGAAAAACAACUGCAGAAGAUCAGAAAUACUCUACUGCCACACCUGGAAACAACCACCGAAAAAUUACCAAUUUUGAGCUUGCUCAAUUGCAAGAAAAACUGAAAGAGACAGAGGAAGCCAUGGAAAAAUUAAUCAACAGAGUGGGACCUGAUGGUGAGAGAGCACAGACUGUGACUUCUGAUCAAGAGAAACGAUUGUUGCAUCAGCUCCGAGAAAUCACCAGGGUCAUGAAAGAAGGAAAAUUUGUUGACAGAUCCACUCCAGAGAAGGAAGCUGAAGAAGCCCCUUACAUGGAAGACUGGGAAGGUUACCCUGAAGAGACUUACCCAGUUUAUGACCUUUCAGACAGCAUCAAGCGGAGGCAAGAAACAAUCCUAGUGGAUUACCCUGACCCAGAAGAGCCCUCUGCUGAAGAAAUAGCUGAGAGAAUGGAAGUGCUAGAAGAAGCAGCAGAACAUCGGGGCUGGGACUGUCUGCCCACUGCUGCCCGAGCCCAGGAAGAUAGUUCUGUUACCUUGUGCAACUCAAAGCCAGAAACGUGUUCUUGCUGUUUCCAUGAAGAAGAUCCUGCUGUCUUGGCAGAGAAUGCUGGUUUCAGUGUAGACGGCUACAGCGAUCAAGAAGAAACCACUAAAGAAGAGUGGUCCCAAGAAUUCAGAGAUGAAAACUUGGGCAUCAGUGCAGAUAAAGCACCUACCGGGGGCAUACUGAGGAAGCGGAACCUCCAGAGUUUAGAAUGA